UUUAAAUACAAGUGCCUACAUCUAAUACCGUGGUUCCUCAAAGAUUAGAAUGAAACUUUUAAUCUUAUCUUUUUGCCUGUUACUGGUGAAUUUAUGUUUGGCAAGUGGGUUUUAGAAUGGGAAACCGUCUCAUGUUACCCACGGUGGUAACCAUAAUAAUCAGAAAACCAGUCUUGGGAUAUACAAUGGUAAAAAAACAACUAUAGCAAAAUUCCCUUUCAUGGUUUCAAUAUUAGUCAAAACUGUGUUCGUUGGUGCUGGAGUGAUUUUAAAUUCUAACAGGAUAUUGACUACUGGCUUCAACGUUAACUGGGUACAACAAGGGGAUCUGUCAUUCCGGGUGGGAAGUACCAAAUGUGAAAAGGGCGGCCAGCUCUUCACUGCAGACAAGGUUUUAACAAACGUGAACUACACUGGUACCUGGGUCUACGAUAUCCCAGUCGUCAAGCUAAACAAGCCUAUCAAGUUUGGCAAGCACGUCAAGCCCAUUAAGCUUGGAACUAAAAGUCUCAAACCGACGACUAAAGUUGCGAUAGCGGGAUGGGGACCAGCGUCACAAUCCGAAUUCAUGUCACCCACCUUGCUGGCAGCUAAAGUGACAGUGUACGACUGGAAUAAAUGUGAAGAAACGUACUCCUCCGAACUGACACAGAGACUAAUGUGUACAUACGACACGAAUGUUGGUCCUUGUGCUUCUGAUUUCGGAGAUCCUCUGGUGUACAAGAAUGCAGUGUACGGACUGUACGCCGGUGGUUACGACUGUCUCUCUUACCCUGCUGUGUACGUGAAUGUACCUAUAUUCGUCGACUGGGUCAAAAAUACCAUUAAAGAGUAAAUG
Homalodisca vitripennis (glassy-winged sharpshooter) is the source of this 838-nucleotide messenger RNA. Its product is annotated as trypsin-3-like. Gene Ontology annotation, biological process: proteolysis. The record is from RefSeq and is a predicted model, not a curated record. NCBI's taxonomy places the organism in Eukaryota, Metazoa, Arthropoda, Insecta, Hemiptera, Cicadellidae. The coding region runs from base 221 to 835 and encodes 204 amino acids. The transcript is spliced from 6 exons. Gene Ontology annotation, molecular function: serine-type endopeptidase activity.